Molecule: messenger RNA, 954 nt
Organism: Aspergillus fumigatus Af293
Lineage: Eukaryota; Fungi; Ascomycota; Eurotiomycetes; Eurotiales; Aspergillaceae
Product: dienelactone hydrolase family protein
Molecular function (GO): hydrolase activity
Source: RefSeq, a predicted model, not a curated record
AUGGAAACACAGCAACCCAGAUCGUCAUCCUCUCUCCUGACCAUCCUUCUACCUCUCUAUCUGAUCAUUGGACACGGUGCUCAGCUGCUUUCAUCAAUUGCGAACCGUUCCAAGCGAUAUCUUUGUGCGUCUCUCCUCGGAUCUGUGAAACCUCGCUCCAUUUACGCAUUCAGACCGCUCCAUUGUUCAUCGGUCAACAUGUCCGGCAUUAGCAAGGCUUGCUGCUCGAUCCCUCCCAUUGUCGCCCAAGGCUACCAGGGAAAGGGUGAAUACAAGACAAUCAAUGGAAUGAAGACAUACGUUACUGGCCCUGACUCUGCCUCCAAGGCCAUCUUCAUCGUCUACGACAUCUUCGGCUUUUUCCCUCAGACAAUCCAAGGCGCUGAUAUCCUCGCUACCUCGAGCGAGCAGAAAUAUCGUGUCUUCAUGCCUGACUUCUUCGAGGGCAAACCCGCGGACAUCACCUGGUUCCCUCCUCAGACCGAAGAACACAAGCAAAAGCUGGGCAAUUUCUUCCAAACCAAGGCUGCUCCUCCUGCAAAUCUGCCCAAGAUUCCAUCCUUCGUCGACGAAGCGAACAAGCUCGCCCCCAACGGCAAGGCCUUCGAGUCCUGGUCUAUCCUCGGAUACUGCUGGGGUGGAAAGAUCGCGUGCUUGUCCUCUGCCAAGGACACUAAGUUCAAGGCCGCGGUGCAAUGCCAUCCUGCCAUGGUUGAUCCCAAUGAUGCUAAGAAUGUCACUAUUCCCAUGGCCAUGUUGGCUUCCAAGGACGAGAAUCCCAAGGACGUCGAGGCCUUCGGUGCCAACCUAAAGGUUGAUCAUUAUGUGGAGACCUUCUCGACCCAGAUUCAUGGCUGGAUGGCGGCUCGGUCCAACCUUGAGGAUGAGGAAGUCCGCAAGGAGUAUGAGAGAGGUUACAAGACUGCUUUGAGCUUCCUUCAGAAGCAUGCUUAA